AUGUCCGGAGACAACAACCGCCCGGCCUGGCACAAGACCCUCGACGAGUCAUUGUACACUCCUGAUGAAGAGGAGAAGGCGUUCAUGAAGGCUACUACCGGAAUUCAAGACGACGAGGAGCUCAAGCGACACAUCAUAGCCGUACAGACCAGGGCUUUCUCCGCCCACAAGUAUCCGUGCAUCCGCAUGUUCGAGUUCAUGAGGCUCAAGAUAGCUCGGCUCCCUGCUUAUCCUCAGUUCCUGCAGUUGGGAAAGGACCGCAAGGACGCGAUCUUCCUCGAUAUGGGUACUUGCUUCGGGAAUGACGUCCGUAAGGCUGUAGUAGACGGUUGGCCUGUCGAGAACGCCAUUGCCUCCGACCUCCAUCCCGCACUCUGGGAGUUCGGCCACGAGCUCUUCCGCUCCACCCCCGCCACCUUCCCCGUCCCACUCCUCCAAGGCGACAUCCUCAACCCGGCCUUCCUCGCCCCCGCGCCCCUCCUCCCGACGUCCCCAGACCCGCCCUCCACGCCCGCGCCCGCGCUCGCCUCCGUCACCUCGCUCACCGCCCUGCACGGCCGCGUCUCCGCCGUCUUCCUCGGCGCCUUCUUCCACCUCUUCACCUACGACCAGCAGACCGCGAUCGCGCGCCUCCUCAUGGGCCUCCUCGCGCCGCACCCCGGCGCGAUGCUCUUCGGCGUGCAGGGCGGCAAGGCCGAGAAGGCGCUCUGGUGCCCCGCGCCGGGCACGCGCAUGAACUGCCACUGCCCCGACAGCUGGCGCGAGAUGUGGGAGGGCCUCUUCGCCGACGCCGGCGGACGCUGCGAGGUCCGCGCGCGGCUCCGCGCGGACAUCGGCGGGCAGACGCUGUUCGGGACGUACCCGGACAACACCGACGCGCCGUUCCAUGUACUCGAGUGGUCCGUCACUCGCCUGUGA
This is a messenger RNA of Epithele typhae, 918 nucleotides long. RefSeq lists its product as uncharacterized. The coding region runs from base 1 to 918 and encodes 305 amino acids. The transcript is spliced from 5 exons. The record is from RefSeq and is a predicted model, not a curated record. NCBI's taxonomy places the organism in Eukaryota, Fungi, Basidiomycota, Agaricomycetes, Polyporales, Epitheliaceae.